GAUGGCGGCGGCGGGGAGCAGCGCCUCCGGGAGCGGGAUGGCGCAGAAAACCUGGGAGCUGGCGAACAACAUGCAGGAGGCACAGAGCAUCGACGAAAUCUACAAGUACGACCGCAAGCAGCAGCAGGAGAUCCUGGCGGCCAAGCCCUGGACCAAGGACCACCAUUACUUCAAGUACUGCAAGAUCUCUGCGCUGGCGCUUCUGAAGAUGGUGAUGCACGCCAGGUCCGGCGGAAACCUGGAGGUGAUGGGGCUCAUGCUGGGCAAGGUGGACGGGGAGACCAUGAUCAUCAUGGACAGCUUCGCCCUGCCCGUGGAGGGCACCGAGACCCGCGUCAAUGCGCAGGCCGCCGCCUACGAGUACAUGGCUGCCUACAUCGAGAACGCCAAGCAGGUCGGACGCCUGGAAAAUGCUAUCGGCUGGUACCACAGUCACCCCGGCUACGGCUGCUGGCUCUCGGGGAUCGACGUCAGUACCCAGAUGCUUAAUCAGCAAUUUCAGGAGCCCUUCGUAGCAGUGGUUAUUGAUCCAACAAGGACAAUAUCUGCAGGAAAAGUAAAUCUUGGAGCUUUUAGGACAUAUCCUAAGGGCUAUAAACCUCCAGAUGAGGGUCCCUCUGAAUACCAGACUAUUCCACUCAAUAAAAUAGAAGACUUCGGUGUACAUUGUAAACAGUAUUAUGCAUUAGAAGUCUCAUACUUUAAAUCAUCUUUGGAUCGUAAAUUGCUUGAGCUGUUGUGGAACAAGUACUGGGUGAACACUCUCAGUUCUUCUAGUUUGCUUACUAAUGCUGACUACACCACUGGCCAAAUCUUUGAUUUGUCUGAAAAAUUAGAGCAGUCAGAAGCUCAGCUUGGAAGGGGCAGUUUCAUGCUGGGUUUAGAGACUCAUGACAAGAAGUCAGAAGACAAACUUGCAAAAGCAACGAGAGACAGCUGCAAGACCACCAUAGAAGCUAUACAUGGAUUGAUGUCUCAGGUUAUUAAGGAUAAACUUUUUAACCAAAUUAAUAUAGCUUGAAGUGCAUUACCUGUUGAUAUGUAUCUCCAAAGCAGAAAAUAUCAUAGUUCCUUCUGCUUGGACUUGCUCGGUUUGGGAAAUGAAGCUGGAGUGGGAAAUUAUUAAUUUAAUUUGUAGUACUUUAAUAUAUUUCCCACUUGUUUGACCAGUUUUAAAGAACAAAAUGUUCCAAAAUGUAGUGCAACUUUUUGUUCUUUAUCAUAAAACCAGAUUGCAGAGUUGUUCCAAAGGAAAAUAAAUGUGAGUUACUGGAUUUUGCUCUCAGAUGUUUAUCUCUGUUAUCCAGCUGCAAUAAAAGAAUUUUGAAACUAAA
This is a messenger RNA of Cyanistes caeruleus (blue tit), 1334 nucleotides long. RefSeq names its product COP9 signalosome subunit 5 (gene COPS5). The record is from RefSeq and is a predicted model, not a curated record. NCBI's taxonomy places the organism in Eukaryota, Metazoa, Chordata, Aves, Passeriformes, Paridae. Gene Ontology annotation, molecular function: protein binding; metallopeptidase activity.